Molecule: messenger RNA, 3093 nt
Organism: Tuber aestivum (summer truffle)
Lineage: Eukaryota; Fungi; Ascomycota; Pezizomycetes; Pezizales; Tuberaceae
Source: the annotation of a GenBank genome assembly
AGGGCAACGAGAGCAAGGUCUGGUUGCUAUCAUCAUACCUUACGAGUAUGAUACCGGUAUAUACCCUACUGUACGGUACUCUAGCAGCUACGUAGACAGGGAUAGGUGCAGGUUUAAGCUGGGAUGAUCUUUCGUGACGCAAAAGCUCUACCGUACUUUCCCCCAGCUGGCAUCAUCCUCUCUACCGCAGUAGGAUGCCCCCUAUGUUGACUGGCCUGGGCAAAUAUCGACAUCGGCGUAAACUUGAAUUGUUAUUUCCUCUCCGCCCCUCCCUCUUCCUUCUCCUUCGACACCUACUACACCACCUGCACCACUUUGGCGGUCAGCCUAUACAGAGAACACUGAAGGUAUGAUAUUUUGCGUCCCUACAUUCUCAAAGGAAAACAACGACGACAAUUGUUUGACAUCCGUCUGCCAGUGGGCAUCGUUUGUUUUCCUGGAAUUCUCCGCGCCCACUCUGGCGCGUGAUUGUUGUUUGCUAGGAAUAUGCCUCUUCGGGGUCAUCCACACACACCUAACUCACCCCCCUCCCCCUCCCUCAUUCCCUUCAUACCAUUCCUAUCAUACCCACUACACACACACACCCUUGUCCAGUCUCCGGCCUCACAUUGUACAAUUCCUUCUGUGGGUUGCCGUAUUUGCUCCGAGGUGAAUAGCUCUUGUUCGUUCAAUUAAUCUUUUCGUUCAUUUUCUCCCAAUCCCCCCCCCCCCCCCCCCCAGGCUUUUUUCUGCCCGUCGCCGGAAUCCCAAAGUAAUUGACAGUCAAAUUAGCUCACCUACGUCUCCCCUCCUGCGUCCGGGCUAGGCUGCUGUACAUACAUACAUACCCGCAUUGUCGCACCCGGUGCUUGCCCACAAUUUCAUAAGAGGCCUCUGACCCUCCUGCUCUUCGUGCGGCCACUUGGAAGGCAAUUACUCGCCCGAAUUAAUUUCAAGGACUGACCCGAAAGAGGGAAGGGAAACCACUCGGCAUCACUCUACUUCAUCAUGGCGUCUCGGUCGAAUUUGAUAAUGGUCAGCAACCGGCUUCCCAUUUCGCUCAAGAAGAAGGACAACGGCGAAUACUCCUACAACAUGUCUUCCGGAGGGCUCGUCAGUGGGCUUUCGGGUAUGACCAAGAAUGCCACCUUCUCGUGGUUUGGAUGGCCGGGAAUGGAGGUUCCCGAAGAGGAUGCAGAGAAAGUUACCAGGGAGCUAGCUGAGAAGUAUCAAGCUGUUCCUAUAUGGCUUCCGGAUGAGAUGGCUGAUAAGCAUUGUAAGGAACAUGGGCCCCAAUGCCGUGAGAGCUAGCUAACUUGGUUUGUUACCGAAUUGAGACAAUGGCUUUUCUAGUGAGUGAUAGCAUCAUUGUAGGGUUAACCAUGAUCCGGGGUCCUAACCCGAAUCGCUCUCUCACAGACUCAAUUUUGUGGCCCUUGUUCCAUUACCACCCUGGCGAGAUCAGCUUCGACGAAGGCGCAUGGAUAGCGUACCGAGAUGCGAAUCAGCUGUUCGCCGAGGGUAUCGCAAAGGUAGUGAAGGACGGCGAUCUGGUCUGGGUACACGACUACCAUCUCAUGCUCCUCCCUGCCAUGCUUAGGGAGGCUGUGGGCGAUAGAGUCAGGAAUUUGAAGAUUGGCUUCUUCCUGCAUACUCCUUUCCCCAGCAGUGAAAUCUACCGGAUAUUGCCAGUGAGAGAGGAGAUUCUGCGGAAUGUCCUGGAGGCAGAUCUAUUGGGCUUCCAUACUUUUGACUACGCACGACACUUUUUGUCGUCGUGCACUCGUAUAUUGUUCGUCGGUGCAAUUCCUUCAAUGCAUUGUUGGGACCUUACUGACGGGCCUAUAGAGGCCUGACCACCACACCGGCUGGCGUAGAGUUUGAGGGUAAACUGAGGAGGGUUGGGGCAUUCCCGAUUGGAAUUGAUCCCGAGAAGUUUGAGGAGGGCCUGCAGAAGCAAUCAGUCCAAGAUAGGAUCGCACAGCUUGAGAAGAAAUUCCAGGGUGUCAAGCUGAUCGUCGGAGUUGAUCGUUUGGACUACAUCAAAGGUGUCCCCCAGAAGUUUCACGCGUUGGAGGUCUUUUUGGACGAGCAUCCUGAAUGGAUUGGAAAGGUUGUCUUGGUCCAGGUCGCGGUACCCAGUCGGGGUGACGUUGAAGAGUACCAAAAUCUCCGUGCGGUAGUCAAUGAGCUUGUGGGGCGUAUAAAUGGGCGCUUUGGUAGGCUAAGUCAUAUCAAGCGAUUCGGGGAGAUCUCCGAUGCUGACAACAAACUCAGGUUCGAUAGAAUUCAUGCCCAUACACUUUAUGCACAAGAGCAUCAACUUCGAAGAAUUGAUAUCGCUUUAUGCAGUUUCUGAUGUAUGCCUUGUUAGUUCUACUCGGGAUGGUAUGAACUUGGUUUCCUACGAGUACAUCGCGACUCAGCAGAAGAGACACGGAGUGAUGAUCCUGUCGGAAUUCACUGGCGCUGCCCAGAGCUUGAGUGGAAGUAUAGUGGUGAACCCAUGGAAUACGGAGGAAUUAGCGAAUGCCAUCCAUGAGGCCAUAACCAUGCCGCCUAGCCGACGCGAAGCAAACCAUAAAAAGCUCUAUGAAUAUGUGACGAAGUAUACUAGGUGGGUGGUUCCGGGUUCGUGUGCACGCUGUACUUGAUGUUGAUUCGGCGGCAUAGUUCCUUCUGGGGCCAGACGUUUGUUGGGGAACUCACAUCUCUUUCUGAGAAGGCCAAUGCCGAACAGGCAGAAUAAAGUCCCUUCAAGGGUUCUCCCAUAGGUAAUAUGGUUCCGAUCGUUGGGUGGUGCUACCGAUGGGAGUUUUUUUUUUUUUCGUCUCGCAGUCUGCUCCCGUCGGGACCGGCGCUCGGGUGGUAAAGUUUGUGGCUUUUGCCUACAACGCACAAAAACAUGUUUGAGGUGCUCGUUCAUCUUUGGCUCUCAUCAUGCUGGGGGAUCUGAUGUAUUUUUUUCUCCUAAUUUCGUCUUGUCAUCCAUGAUCUUUUUUUUUUUCGGGAAAAAAUCCUUUUGGAAAUUAGAUGUCGCGGUCUGGAUGUCAUAAAGACCGAAUACCGGUACUGUGUUAGAGCUGAAGCAAAGUAACAACGUGGAAUAUCCGU